Molecule: messenger RNA, 1051 nt
Organism: Medioppia subpectinata
Lineage: Eukaryota; Metazoa; Arthropoda; Arachnida; Sarcoptiformes; Oppiidae
Source: the annotation of a GenBank genome assembly
AUGUAUCUGAGGAUGGAGAAUAAGCAUAUAAAAAUUAACAUUUCCUAUAGAUUCGUUCACAUUAAAGACCCCAUGAGUUACAAUCGAUGGAUGAAUAAAAAAAUUAUUUUUUGCGCCGUUUCUGGCAUUUGGUUGGUCUCAGGAUUGGUAUCGUUUGUGCCAAUAAGUCUUGGAUGGCAUCGACCGACCAGUGAUACCAAUUUGGAUAAAAACUACACAAUAAUCACUGAUAUGUUAGAGGAGAGACCUCAGUGUGAGCUCGACCUCACGCCUACCUAUGCUGUUGUGAGUUCAACCAUCAGUUUCUACCUGCCCUGCAUUAUAAUGGUCGGCCUCUACGCCAAACUGUACGCUAUCUGUCAGAAACAUGUCAAGAGUAUUAAGUCAAUGACAAAACCGAUUCACGUAAGCGGACAGACGUAUAAUCAUCACAUCACUGAACAUAAGGCUGCCAUCACUUUGGGUGUCAUAAUGGGAACAUUCUUAGGCACUAUAUUUAAUACAGAAUUUCGCGAAGCUUUUCGACGGAUAAUCGUCUCAUACAUCGCUCGCGACCAGUGCUGUAAUACGGGUGGCGAUAGACAGCGGUGUUCGUCGCGUUCGGGUCCCGACAACGUAGGGACGGCACCCGUGGGUCACGGCUUCUCUCCGUCUCCGCAUCACAUUCCGAGCCCCGCUUUGAAUCGUAACGUGAGUUCCAGUGAUAUACAGCUUCCGGUGCCGCUUAUGGGACACAAAAUAGAGAUCACAUCUAAUCUAUGCGAUGGAAAGAUAACAGACAUCUGAUCGAAAGAGUUACCGGUGGAUAAACUGAUGGGUUAUUUGUUUUGCUAAAUAUAUUGUUAUUAUUUUAGUACCAAAAACUACACUUAACAUAGAGAUAAACAAAUGACAAAAUUGUAUAUUAUUCUCAUUAGAUGUGUAUUUUAUGUCUUGAGUUAUACAGUAUAUAAAUGGCCUGCAAUUGCAAUCAUAAUCACAAUAGAUAUGUGCGUUACGUGUAAUUGAAAAACGUCUUGUAUUUUGUGAGACUUUGUGUUUGGUAUAUAAC